Camelus dromedarius (Arabian camel) is the source of this 8436-nucleotide messenger RNA. RefSeq names its product serine/arginine repetitive matrix protein 2-like. Bases 1 to 1074 code for a protein of 357 amino acids. The record is from RefSeq and is a predicted model, not a curated record. NCBI's taxonomy places the organism in Eukaryota, Metazoa, Chordata, Mammalia, Artiodactyla, Camelidae. The transcript is spliced from 13 exons.
AUGGGUGACAGCUGCGGCACUGAUUCCACCAGGCGUCGUCCGGGAACGCCCCUCGCUGAGAGAGACCCUCAAUCACAAGUCACCCCGCCCUCCCCACCCUCCUCGCCGUGCCACGCAACCCCGCCCCUGAACCGCCCUCCCGAUCUCCGUGCAGUACCCCUCUCCCCUCGCCGGGAAGAACGCAGUGACUCCAGCAGCCCUGGCGGCUCUUUGGGCCCAAGGGGCGGGCGCGGCAGCCAUUGGCGGAGGCCGCUGCCUCCGGCUGUCAAUCCGGCGGCCCGGCCCCGCCCCACCGGCGGAGCGUGGCAGGACGCAGGGCCGCGGGGGCUGUCGGGACGGCUCCAAGAUGGCCGCGCGCUUGGGGUCCGCACCUGCUGGCGGCCCCGAGCCCCGUUCACUGCCACCGCUGCUGACCAGAGCCGCCGGUCGGCCCGGCGACUCCAGGGGCUGACCCCGCGGGGCGGGAGGCCGCCAUGGCGACCCUGGAAAAGCUGGCGAAGGCCUUCGAGUCCCUCAAGUCCUUCCAGCGGCCGCCACCGCCGCCGCCGCUGCCUCAGCCGGCACCGCAACCGCCGCCGCCUCAGCCCCCUCAGCCGGACCCGCGGCCUCAACCGCCACUGCCGCCCACCCAGCCCCGUCAGCCGGCACCGCAGCCGCCGCCGCCUCAGCCCCCUCAGCCGGCACCGCGGCCUCAACCGCCGCAGCCGCCGCCUCAGCCCUCUCAGCCGGUACCGCCGCCGCCUCAGCCCUCUCAGCCGGUACCGCCGCCGCCUCAGCCCCCUCAGCCGGUACCGCCGCCUCAGCCGGUACCGCAGCCGCCGCAGCCUCAGCUGGUACCGCCGCCGCCUCAGCCCCCUCAGCCUGUACCGCAGCCGCCGCCGCCUCAGCCGGUACCGCAGCCGCCGUCGCCUCAGCCGGUACCGCAGCCGCCGCCGCCUCAGCCCCUUCAGCCAGUACCGCCGCCACCUCAGCCCUCUCAGCCGGUACCGCCGCCUCAGCCGGCACCGCAGCCUCAACCGCCACCGCCGCCUGCCCAGCCGUGGGUCAGGAGCCGCUGCACAGACGGAAGGUUAAAAUAACAUCAAGAAAAUCACAAGCAUUUACGAUGUAAUCAGAACUACCUGAGGAUCUGUGAAACUUGAUAGGUGUGUUAUUCUGGGAGAUCAUCAGGACUUCUGGGUAUUUGGAGGUAUUGACCUAACCAGUGGAACUGCUGAUUUAUAAGAAGUUGUCCAGAAUUUUGGAAAACUGAUUAGUAGAGGCUGGAGACCAAGAAGAACUACCAUUUUUGCCGGCUGGGAUGAAGAAAAAAUUGGACUUCUGGGUUCCACAAAUGGGCUGAGCUCUGUCAUAAUGGAAACUCUGCAGCAGAAUCAGCUGUCAUCUAUCCCGUGUGGCCAAGUGCAGAGGAGUAUGUGAAAACACUCCAGGAGAGAGAGGUUGCAUAUAUCAAUGCAGACUCAUGCACAGAAGGCAAUUAUACUCUCAGAGUUGACUGUACACCCCUUCUUUUCCAGUUGGUAUAUAAACUGACAAAAGAGUGGAAGAAUCAGACAUCAUUCAUCUGGAGAAAUGCUAUUGGUUGCUGAGGGCUCAAUCCUGAACUGGAUGACUUGAUUUAGAGACAUUUGGCCCAUUGGCUUCACCACCAAUUUGUCCAUCUCUGAGUGAAGGUUUAUUUAACGCUUUUGGUGAAAAUCAUGACAGCCACAUAGAUUUUAAGGAGAUAUCCUGUGGGUUAUCAGCUUGUUGCAGAGGACCUCUGGCUGAAAGACAGAAAUUUUGCUUCAAGGUAUUUGAUGUUGACGGUGACGGAGUUCUUUCUAGGGUUGAACUGAGAGACACGUGGUUGCACAUUUAGAGGUCUGGAAGGACAACUGCACCGAUGAUAUCCUGGAAUUACACGUGGAUGUAUCCAACAUUGUAGAAGACACAUAGAAUGCGCAUGAUACCACAAAGAAUGGCCAUCUUAACUCUAGAAGAAUAUCAGAUCUGGAGUGUGAAAAAUGUUCUUGACAAUGAGUUUUUGAAUCUACUUUUCCAGGUAUGUUUAAGGUAAAUGACAGAGACCGAGGGCAGUGGUACCAGUAGUUCUACAUCUUUUCCAUUAUGUAGUAGUUAGACAACUAGACUACAAACCAUAUAUUGUCAAAAGAACUGCAUUAACCUGUACACCACCUGCAGAUGGUAAGUUAGAGCGUGAGUGCUUCUCAGAGUCACAAUGUGCAUGAUAGGAAAGUAGAGUAUAGCUGAUAAUGUUUAUCUUAAUAACUCAUGAUAGAGCAGAUUAUAAACACAUAGAAAAGAAUUUAAAAUGUAAAAGCCAUUAUAAUUUGCUAUUUUUCUUUACUUUUUUUUUUUUUUAAGACCCUUCCUAACAAGUAACGCAGUGUGGACAGAGACAUAGAUCAUAAGUUGGCAGCUGUAAAUUUUCCACAAAGUAUACAAUCUUUCCAGUUAGGAGGUUAUUUUAGAUGCAAAGCUGUUUCUUAAUUUUCUUUUUUUCUUUCUUUCUUUCUUUUUUUUCUUUUUUUUAAUUUAAUUCUUUAGAAGGCCCAAAAAAGAUUGAAGGAGAAAGGAGGAAAGAAAAGCUGUCAGGGGUGAACAUGAAAUCAUAAAACUUGCCAGAUUUUAACUAUUUUCCCAGUUAAAGUAGUUCUCUUUGCUCCAAUUUAAAGAAACAACUUAUAGUUUCCCAUUUUUCAUAGUUCUUCAUAAAUAUAUGUUGAUUUAAUAGUAUUUUACAGGGUGUGAGUAGGGACAGACUGGAAGUUCAAGAUUUGUAAAUACUGACAGUAUAUAUAGAAUAGAUAAACAAGUUUAUACUGUAUAGCACAGGGAAAUAUAUUCAAGAUUUUGUAGUAGCUCAUGGUGAAAAAAUAUGAAAACAAAUAUACGUGUAUUCAUAAAGGACUGAAAAAUUGUGCUGUACACAGGAAAUUGACACAACAUUGUAAACGGACUAUAACUCAGUAAAAAAAUAAAAAUAAAGAUAAAACUGUUAGAACACUAUAAAAAAAGUAGUAUUUUAGAUUUUUCUUAUUUUAUUCUCCUUUUCUUAUAAAAGCACCCCUAUGAAGAUCAAUAAGACUUGAUAUCUUUAUAUCUAUCAUGAUCCUCCAUUGUAAAUACAGAGUAACCUGCCUGUGACACAGCUAUGUUAGAAUAAAUGAAAAUUGAACUCUUCCUGACAGCUAAUAACUAAUGUAUAUUUAAAGCAUAUGAAAUCUGAUAAGCCUAUGAUACCCAUUUAAAUCAGUCAGUUGCUCUACUGUCAGUUAUCAGCCAGGAUCUAAGUUGAUGUCUUUAUAAAACAUAAAUACAUAUAAAAAUAAUAUAAACCUACUGUAAACAGAAAUGACUUGCUUAGUAAUAUGAAAAUGGUGCAGCUAUUUUAAUCUCAUUUAAAAUGAUGUCCUCAAUUACUUUAAGUUAUCAUUAAUUAUAUAAACAUUUUGACCACAUAAGUUUGUGUCUGAGUCAUCUUGCGGCUCUUACAUAGCAAAGCAUUUUGAACUUUUAUAUUGCCUUUCCUAUUUUCUCAUGCUUAUCAGGGACUUGCAUAGGCACUAUUUUUUCUAUGACUCUAUAAACAGAUGUAUGCCUGAGAUUUUCUUUUGUGUCUCAGUGUCUCUAGCAUUAUAUUACUGACAGAUUUUUUUGUUGGUUAUCAAUCUAAUUUUUUUCUUGGUAUAUAUAGUCCUUUCAAAUAUAUAUAUAUAUGUAGUCAGUUUACACUGUUGUGUCAAUUUCUGGUGUACAGCACAAUGCUUCACUCAUACAUGAACAUACAUAUAUUCAUUUUCAUACUCUUUUUCACCAUAAGUUACUACAAAACAGUAUUGGAUAUAGUUCCCUGUGCUAUACAGUAUGAACUUGUUUAUAAAUUGGGAGUUUGAUUUGCAGGUACUAAAUAUUAACAUUACAUUUUAUGAUGCUCACUUUAUCCCAUAUUCAUUCAUGCUUUUAAAACUUUAUGUUCACUUAAUAUAUAAGUAAGCAGACUUACUCUAAAUUGUUUUAUUUUGUCUGUUUCUAAAAUAGAAUUAGCUAGUAAAUUCAGUGAUAAAAGCUUGAAUUAUACUUUUAUUUUAUUUGCCAAGAUUCCACUCCUGGCUGACCAUUUUGGGUAUUUAAGUAUAAAGUAAGUAAAUGUCAGUAGAAUUAGAAAACCAUUCCUGUGGUAAUAUUAUUUUCAGUCCUUUCAAAUAAACUCAGUGCCCAAUAUUUUGCAGAGGAAGCAUUCUAAACAUGAUCAGGGUCUUCUAUCUUGUACGUUAGUCAGAAAGCGUCAAAUGUUAAACAGUUUGAUAAACAGAAUAGUGCACCACACUGACCCCUACCUAUAUCCAUGCUCUAAUCCUGAAAUCUGUGAAUAUGUUAUUUUACAUGGCAAAGGGGAUUUUGCAGAUGUAUCAGGUUAAGGACUCUGAGACAGGGAGAUUAGCCUGGAUUAUCUACAUGGGCCUAGUCUAACAACAGGAGUCCUUAAAAAUUGAAAAUCUUUCCCAGCUGUGGUCAGAAAGAUAUGACUUUGGAAGAGGGAUUAGAAAGCUGUAAAGCUGUUAGCUUUGAAGAUAGAGGAAGGGCCAUGGGUAAAGAAGUGUGGGUGAACUCUAGAAGCUGAAAAAGACAAGGAAAUACAUUCUUCCUUUGACCUACAGAAGGGCAUAGUGCUGCUGACAUCUUGAUUUUUAGCCAAGUGAUACCUGUUCCUGACGACCUACAGAACCAUAAAACAAUAAGUUUGUGUUGCUUUAAGCUGCAAAAUUUGUGAUAAUUUGUUACAGCAGUGAUAAAAAUAAGUAUAGGGGAGAUAAUCCAAAUUUAUGGAUUGGAGGGCUCAACAUUUUAAAGAUGUCAGUUACCCUUCAACUGAUUCAAAGAUUUAUAUGUGCACAUCAAAAUCCCCAAAAGUUAAUUGUUGUUACUGUUUUUUUGUAGAACUUGACAAGCUGAUUAUAAAUACAUAGAGAAGCGUGAAGGGCCAAUAGCCAAGAUGAUAUUAAAGAACAAUGUUAAAGGACAUAUUAUAAAACAAUAUUAAGUCUAUGUGAUAACUACCUAAAAUUAGACAUAUAGACCAAUGGAACAGUAUUGAAUUAAACCCUGUACCAUACAUGAACAGUAAUUUUAGAUAGAUUAUAAAUCUAAUAAAUUUGAAACAUAAAGCAAAGCAUCUGGGGGGGGUAAAGCUCAGGUGGAAUGUGUGCUUAGCAUGCAUAAGGUCUUGGGUUCAACUCCCAGUACCUCCAUUAAAAUAAAUAACCUAAUCCCCCACCAAAAUAAAGCAUCUAGAAAAUAGUGUAGGAGAUAUUUUAAUGACUUUGAAGUGGCAAAGAGUUCUUAAACAGGACACAGCACUAAACAUAAAAGAAGAGUUUUAAGUUGGACUUCAGUAAAAUUAAGAAUUAUUUUUAUCAAGAGAUACCAUUAAGAAAGUGAAAAGCUAAGCCACACGGUGGGAAAAUAUAUUUGCUAUACCUAUAUCCAACAAAAGACUUGUAUCUAGGGCAUAUAAAGAACAAGAACCAGUGGAGAAAAAGGCAGAACCUUAAUAUUAAAAUGUGCAAAAAAAUUGAACAGGUGCUUCUCACACACAAAAACAAUCCACAUAAGCUAUGAAAAGGGGCUGACCUCUUUAGUAAUAAUGGAAAUACGUACUAAACCCACACUUGGAACACCAUUAGACAUCCACUAGAAUAGUUAGUUGUUAAGUGAUACGAAGCAUUGGUGAGGGCAACAAGCAAUGGGGACUCUUACACAUGGCCAGUGGGAAUAUAAAUUCUUACAAAUACUUUGGAAAUAGGCUUUUUGAAUGAAAGUUAUAUAUGUAUAUGUGUGUGUGUAUAUGUGUACACACACACACACACACACCAUAUUACCAAGGGUAACCCAUGUGUGUACCCUUCAGAAACUUCUACUUCUGAGCACCAAAGGACAUCCAGAAAAUUCUCAUAAUCACUAUUUGUUAUACCCCCAAAUAGAAAAUGACCCAAACACUUUUCAACAAUACAUGACCAUAAGUGGUGGCACAUGCAUACAAGUUGUAUACUUUAAAGCAAUAAAAAUAAAUAUACUAGUUUACAGAAAACACUAGUGGAUGAAUCUUACAUAAUUUUGAGUGGAAAGUAUGGGACCAAAAAUUUCAAAAGCAAAAAAGCCAAUCCAUGGUGGCUGAAUUUAGGAUGGUGAGUCCAUCAAAGGGGUGCCGUAGUAUCUGGGAAGAAACCCAAAGUGGAACAGCAAUGUUCUGUUUCUUGACUGGAUGAAGGUUACAUAGAUGUGUUUACUUUGUGAAAAAUCACUGAGCUGCAUACUUAAGAUGUGUUCACAUUUAAGCAUGUAUAUUAUAUUUGCAUUUUUUAAAAAAAUGUUUGCUUGCAAAAAAAGAUAUCCAAAGCCUAAGUAUUUAUUAGUAGGAGGAUGGAUAAAACAAAUGAUAGUAUAUUCAAAUAAUGGAAUACUAUUCAGCAAUAAAAAAGAAUCAACUACUGAUACAAGGAUGAACCUCAAAAGCCUAAUUUAUACAUCUCAUUGUCAGGUAAAUUUUAACUCAGAAGGUAAACAAAACUGUAAACAGGCAUGUGCCCUGGGGGGAGGGGUGCUUUAGCCUUUGUCUCCUCAGACCUGUGCCAUUACUGGCACAUCCCGCAAGAAGAGAGGCAGGGCUCAGCCACAGCUACCAUCUCCUCCUGUGCAUAGUGCCCGGGCGGGGGCGGGGCUGAGGCCUGAAUCUGCACGUGGGGGCUCCACAACCUCCUAGGCAGGACUGAGACUUGUUUAUAGCCUGAGGCAGGGAGGAUCUUUCUACCCUGACACCUCAGAGAACUUGUGCUGCCAAGAGAAACAAGGAGCUCAGAUUUGGCACAGAGCGUAGGCGGGGCUGUUCCGCGGUCUUCCCAAGCCCACCUACAGACCGCCUACCCGAGGCAGAGCAGGCAGCUGCACAGAGCAGCGGAGUGACCAGCACCAGGAGAGGGCACAGCACCUGACCACGGUGCUGGGAUGGGGUGUGAUCUGCCCACCUGCCUCCCCCUGAGGACAGCAUCUGACUGUGGCAUCAGGAGGGGGAGUGACCUGCCUGCCCACUGGGUAAGAGCUCAGCUCCUGACCUAGUGUUAGGAGGGGACACAAUCUGCUAGCCAACAGCCACUGAGAGCAGCACAGAUGAGGGCGCCAACAGAAGGCCUGUGAAAGAGCAAGCUGAGUUCACGAAGCAGGGCGAAGACACAAAGACCUCUCGAUCAAAUCAUUAAGGGCACACCAUCUCCAGGUUAAGUAGGUAACUGAUACUCCUUAAGCCACGGUGCCAGAGAGAUAUGAGCAAUGUGAAGAAGCAGAGAAACCACUCCCAAUUAAAAGAUCAAGAGAAAUCCCCUGAAAGCAUGAUCAAGGAAAUAGACAUUGAUGGCCUACUAGAUCAAGAUUUCAAGAAAAGAGUGAUCAAAGUACUGAAGGAACUAAAAGAAAUAGGGUUUAGGGAUAUAAAAUAUGUCAAAAAUGAAAUAGAAACUAUAGAGAAGAACCAAGCAGAAUUAGUAAACUCAUUGUCUGAGAUGAGAGCUGACCUAAAGGCUGUGCAAAGCAGACUAGAAAAUACAGAAGAACAAAUAUGUGAUCUAGAAGACAGGACAACAGGAAGCACCCAAUCAGAACAGCUGAGAGAAAAACAAAUAAAAAACAAUGAAAACAAUAUAUGGGACCUAUGGGGUAAUAUAAAGUGUGCCAAUCUAUGCGUAAUAGGAGUUCCAGAAGGGGAAAAAGAACAAAGGGGAUUGAAAAGGUAUGGGAAGGACUCAUGACUGAAAACUUCCCAAACCUAAAGAAGGAAUCAUAUCCAAGCACAGGAGGCUCAGAGGGUCCCAAACAGGAAGAACCCAAACAGACCCACACCAAGGCACAUCCUAAUCAAGAUAGCCAGAGUCAAGGAUAAAGAAAUGAUCCUAAAAGGAAGCAAGAGAAAAACAGAGUGAGUUACAAGAGAACCCCCAUAAGGUUUUCAGCUGAUUUCUCUACACUGUUUACAACAGCUAAGACAUGGAAACAGCCUAAAAUGUCCAUCAACAGAUGACUGGAUAAAGAUGUGGGAUAUUUAUAUGAUGGGAUACUAUUCAGCCACAAAAACUGACAACAUAACGCCAUUUGCAGAGACAUGGAUGCUCCUGGAGAAUGUUAUUCUAGGUGGAGCAGAACAGAAAGAGAAAGAGGAAUACCAUAUGAGAUCACUCAUGUGUGGAAUCUUAAAUAUAUGCAAGAUCUUGUGGUAACUCACAGCAAAAAAAAAAAGUGACAAUGAAUAUAUGUACGUUCAUGUAUAACUGAAAAAUUGUGCUCUACACUGGAAUUUGUCAUAACAUUGUAAAAUGACUAUUACUCAAUAAAAAAUGUUUAAAAAUAAGUAAAAUAAAAUAUAACCUUUAAAAUACUGUAUAA